AGGAACGAAGCGUCAGAAGCCGAACGUCAGCAAACAGUUUCCGCUCGCUAGCUGCUGUGGUGGCACACAGCACAGAAAACAACAACAAACAAAUAUGCGUACAAUGUGUGUAUGUAGUAGCAGCGGCAGCGGCAGCCGCAGCUGAAGAAGAGGCAGCCGAAACAGGCUAAGGCUACAGGAUAGUGAGCAACGCAAAAACAACGUCGAUAAUAGCGCCCAGCAGGCAUUGCGGCAACAGCCAAUCACAGGGCGCGCACUAAUGGUGGGCGUAUACCAAACAGCCAUUUCCAAAUAAUUCACCACACACACAUACACAAAGCGAUGCAAACAAAAGCAAUAUAAUGCGCAAACACACACACAACCACACAAACCGCCACAGCGUUGUUGUUGUGCGUUACUUUCUGGUGGCGGUUUGGCCGAGCACACAUAUGCGGAGUGCCACCGCUUGCCGCUUGCCUGCGCCGCACAUCGACGGCUUCAAAAACCAGUUGCCACAGCGGCAGCAGCUACAGUCACAUUCGAGCUACUCACAACAACGGAGCAGUUGCCACAGACGACACACCAGAAACCAAAGAAACAGCGUACAAGUAAGCGAGCCAUCAAGCGGAAGUCACAGAAUCAGAAGCCAACUAGCACCAGCCUAUACACAAACUAACUACGCUCAGCGAGUCACGCACACACACACACAUACACAACAGAACUAGCUAAGUGUUCGUGCGUUAAGGUUAAGAGCGCGCUCACAUAUACACAAGCCGAACGCAUACAGAAACAGUGCCUGCGAAGUUGAGUGAAAGACACUUUGAAAAUUGAGUUGCUCGCGAGUAGCCAAACCAGAAAUCAGUUUGAGUCGAGACGUUGUCCGAGCAACAUUGACAGUUAGUGCGGACGUCGAGUGUUCUGUAAAAAACAACAAGAGUCGUUAAUUCGUUAAAGCAAAGACGUAAAUUUGAGAUUUAAGAACUAAGUUCAGUGAGCUAAAAAGAUUUAAGCGACGAAAAUCCAGAGUUUAUCCAAACAAGUGAAUAUACAGCCAAAUAUGUCCUCCAGAUCGGCUUCGCCACUGAGCAACGUGACGGUGGACGACGAGAUAAGCAUAAAAGAGCACGAUUUUGCCCCAGAGUACCUGGUCAUCAAAGAGGAACGCGAGAGCAGCAUUUCGCCCAUAUUGACACCGCCGCACACGCCGACGGAAGAACACACGCGCGCACGCCACCAACAGCCAACACACAUGAGCAGCAUAACGCUCUACGAAAUGGAGCAGCAACAAUUGCAAACACAGCAACUGCAGUUGCAGCAACAACACCCACAGAUGCCACUCUUACAGCCGCCACCACAACCGCAGCGCCGCCCCUAUCCCACCGCCAUGCUAGAAGCACAACAAUUGCAGCAACAGCAGGCGGCACAGCAGCAGCAGCAACAACAACAGCAUCGCUUGUGGUUGCACAUGCAACAGCAGCAGCAUCAGCAACACCAAGCCGCUGCCGCCUAUGCUUACGGUCAUGCGGCGCAAUUUCUGCCCGGUUCAACGGUGGCCGCCGACGCGGUGCAACAACAUCAGGCGCUGCUCAUGAACCAGUGGCUGCGCAGUGCCGCGCUCUACCACCAGCACCCGCACGCACCGCACCCACACGCAAUGCCAGCAGGCGCUGCUGCGCCCCACAUACGCCCCUAUCCCGCGCUCCACCCACUACAUCCCGCCGCACGCCUCGGCCUGCCCGCGGCCAUGAAGUUGGCUGGCGCUACACCCGGCGCUGGCAGCCGCCCAAAGAAACAGUUCAUUUGCAAGUACUGCAAUCGCCACUUCACCAAGUCGUACAACCUGCUCAUACACGAACGCACACACACCGAUGAGCGGCCGUAUUCGUGCGACAUUUGCGGCAAGGCAUUCCGGCGACAGGAUCACUUGCGCGAUCACCGCUAUAUACACUCCAAGGAGAAGCCGUUCAAGUGCAGCGAUUGCGGCAAGGGUUUCUGCCAAUCGCGCACGCUCGCCGUGCAUAAGGUCACGCAUUUGGAGGAGGCGCCACACAAGUGCCCCAUCUGCCAGCGUAGCUUCAAUCAGCGCGCCAACUUGCGCAGUCAUUUGCACAGCCACACCGAGGCGCAAUUGGCGGCGAUCAAGCAGUGCAGCAGCGAUGCCAAAUGCAGUGACUUGACCAUGUCACCGGAUGAUGUGCCAACAACAACGCUGAACAGCGCGACCAGCAGCACCGCGACAACACCCAUACUUGAUCUCUCCGCCUCGGGUGUGCAGCGCAUCAACUGCUGUCAGCGACCGAAACGGGCGCUUGGUUUCAGCAUCGAUGAAAUCAUGAGCAGGUAGACGGUCACAGUCGCAGCAAUUGCAAAUAGACAUUGGUGCAAGUUAGCAGAGCGCGGCAGCAGCGACUGUGAAAAGUUCGCAAUGGAGGCUGCAAGUUCCCCAACGAGCGCUGCCGCGGCGGCGGAGGGCAGUUGGCUUGUCAUGUACAUAUAUAUGGCGGCGGCGCGUUACAUUCCGGCAUGGACGGCCACAGCCCGCGGCUGGACGAGCGGUGGCGACAAAGGACCGCAUGGCGGCUGCGCUUCUGGAUUCCCGAUCCGCUGCAGGUUGUCGGCCAUGCAGUGUUCACAACAAAAGUUCCCAGUUAUGACCCGUAAAGAGGCUGUUUUGUCUCAUGGUUGGAGACACUAACACACACACACACACACAUACAAGUUAAUUCAAGUCAUCAUUACCAUUAGUUAAAUGCAUAGUGAAUCACAAACACUCACACUCAUACACAUGAAGAAAUGUUUAGGUUUAGCCACAUAGAUUUAUUAAAACUAAAAUAAAAAUACAACAACAACAAAAAGCAAAAAUGCCAAAGCAAAAGUAUUUAUGGAAAGGCCGUUUCGCGCGCGUUUCACUUAAUUUAUGAGCGUCUUCGACACAAGCGAUCGUCGUCGGCGCAAGAGAUAAACACACCACACCAAGCACCUUUGCAAAUGCACAUGAACAUACACACGCAACUGUAUGCAUGUAUGUAUGUAUGUACGUAGGCCAGUUAUAGUAGGUACAAGUUAUUUUAAUUUAAAUUGUAUAAAUGUUUGUAUGUAAUUUGUUAUAUGAUAAAUUAGCGAAUUUUUUGUUUCUCCAGUUUUUGCUGUACCUAAUAGUUGUAGGUUGUAAUUUAGAGAAAAUCGCCGAUUUCACGGCUUCAUAGACUGCUUUAUUUAUACUUAAAUGUAUGUAUGUAUUGAAAAUAUUCAAAUCAAAUAAUAUAAUGUUUUUGGAAACCUAAAAAAAUACGCAUUUUUAUUUAAUGGUGUUUACUAUGAAAGACCACAGCGCAGCCUCAGACGCGCUGGAGUCAGGCGCGCUGCUGUUUUGGGUGCGCCGGUGGCUUGAAUAAUUUAUAAUUGUGGCACUAAGCAACAAAGCGACGGCGCUCGAAGACGCAGUGAUCUCAUUGUCAGCGCGCUUCGUCUAUUUGGGCAUAUAUCACACGCUUGUUUGUAUGUAUGUAUGUAUGCAUAGCUGUGUG
Messenger RNA from Bactrocera dorsalis (oriental fruit fly), 3506 nucleotides. It is a transcript of the gene odd, whose product is annotated as protein odd-skipped. The transcript is spliced from 2 exons. Gene Ontology annotation, molecular function: DNA-binding transcription factor activity, RNA polymerase II-specific; RNA polymerase II transcription regulatory region sequence-specific DNA binding. Gene Ontology annotation, biological process: regulation of transcription by RNA polymerase II; embryonic hindgut morphogenesis; embryonic pattern specification. Lineage: Eukaryota; Metazoa; Arthropoda; Insecta; Diptera; Tephritidae. The coding region runs from base 1037 to 2323 and encodes 428 amino acids. The record is from RefSeq and is a predicted model, not a curated record. Gene Ontology annotation, cellular component: nucleus.